UGCAUAACAAUCACACGAACUACAACAAGAGGGACUUCCACCAGUACAUCGAGCACAAGUGGUGUAGUCCCGGUUGGGGACCAAUCGAGCUCUAGCAUGACUUCAUUGCCAUCGACGUCUUCUAUCAGCUCUCUUUCUCCAUCAUCUAGCAUAUUUCUACUAUCUUCGACUGUGAUGCCAUCUCUCCCGUCCACUGUUCCAUCGGAGUCCGGCGGCUCUCUCCUUUCUACGCUGUCAAACCCCACGUUAACGGUCACUGUACCAGAAAUCACUGUGACCAUAGCAGAAACAACGGUCACAGUCCCUUCAACUACGACAACGAGUGAACAUCGCUCAUUUCCACCAGCUAGGUCUGUCCCUACCAUUAUUCCCACUCCCUUGGGUGGUACUGGUGCAGCCCCGAAUCCGAAUGGGCCCUCUACUUUACCGACAUCAGACACGUCGGUGGCAUCCUCAUCCUCACCAAUGACUUUGACAUCAACGUCUUCCCUACCCUUGGAGACCUACUUCUUUUUGUCCAAGGUGGGCCGGCCGUUUAGUGGUUGAUCGGUCAUCAGCAUAUGUUUUCCAUACGUAAUGAUAAAUGACAAAGCAAUUGUUUAAGGGGAAGGGAUGAAAUCACAGCCACGUUGAAUGGAGUUAGGACGAGGAUGUGAGUGGGAACUUUUUGGAGCACAUUACAAGAAAUAUUAGUCUACAGUC
Neurospora tetraspora is the source of this 702-nucleotide messenger RNA. RefSeq lists its product as uncharacterized. Bases 97 to 546 code for a protein of 149 amino acids. The transcript has a single exon. The record is from RefSeq and is a predicted model, not a curated record. NCBI's taxonomy places the organism in Eukaryota, Fungi, Ascomycota, Sordariomycetes, Sordariales, Sordariaceae.